Messenger RNA from Aspergillus aculeatinus CBS 121060, 587 nucleotides. RefSeq lists its product as uncharacterized. Bases 97 to 498 code for a protein of 133 amino acids. The transcript has a single exon. The record is from RefSeq and is a predicted model, not a curated record. Lineage: Eukaryota; Fungi; Ascomycota; Eurotiomycetes; Eurotiales; Aspergillaceae.
CAAUACGGAGGACUCGGCUUGGCGAGUUCUGUUUUUCUACGUUACGUUCUUGUUUAGAAGAAAGGACCCACCCUUUCCUUGGGCCCUGCAUGGCAGAUGAAAGAAGGAAUCUUUACACAUCUAAUCAGCGAACCUCGAAUCUUUCUGCUUUGGCCGUUCUCAAACCCAUCUGUGGUUAUCUACUUCGAUAAUUGUUCUUUCCCCUUGACCGGUGUCUUGUGCAUUUUGAUCAUAUGGAGAUGCUUUUCAACUCAAAGGAUACACUAUCGGCGCAAUUACACCCCCAAUUCGCCCCAUUCCAUUUCCUCGUUUUCUGAGCCUUUAUCUAUCGCGGUACCCCUGCUGCUGCCUCCCCUUCACAUUUUCUUCUCUUCUCUUCUUCAACCAACCCCCCCUCUCUUCCAACGAUUGAAAGGAAACAUACACAUACAAAUACACAUCAUUUCAAAGAAGCAAAUGAGUCGAAAUAGAACUAGACAGAAAAUGAAUGACGCUUGAUAUAUGGGUACCCGCCUGGGCGAUUCUAACGAACGCAUGCUCGAUCCGAAAUACUUGUUUUGGUUUUCUGUCUGGGGAUGUUCAGGGCU